Recurvomyces mirabilis is the source of this 1005-nucleotide messenger RNA. RefSeq lists its product as uncharacterized. Bases 1 to 1005 code for a protein of 334 amino acids. The transcript is spliced from 2 exons. NCBI's taxonomy places the organism in Eukaryota, Fungi, Ascomycota, Dothideomycetes, Mycosphaerellales, Teratosphaeriaceae. The record is from RefSeq and is a predicted model, not a curated record. Gene Ontology annotation, molecular function: beta-ureidopropionase activity.
AUGUCUGGUUCUGGACUCGGCGGGCUGAACAAGUCGUCAAGUGAGUCUAUGGUGAUUGGUCUGUGUCAGUCUCAACUAUUCGAGGUUCAGACGCCGCAGCAACUCAAAGACGCAGUACAACACGUCUGCUCAUUGGUUCAGAAAGCUCGAAAAGGCUAUGCUUUGAUGGACAUGAUCGUCUUCCCGGAGUACUGCAUACACGGGCUUAGCAUGUCAACAGAUGAAAGCAUCAUGUGCAAAGUCGAUGGACCUGAGGUCAAGGCGUUCCAAAAAGCGUGCGUCGACAACAAGAUCUGGGGCUGUUUCAGUAUUAUGGAACACAACGAGCUCGGCUUGCCGUGGAAUACUGGUAUAGUCAUCAACGAUAAGGGCGAGCUCGUCAACUACUAUCGGAAAAUGCAUCCCUGGAUACCUGUCGAGCCAUGGUAUCCUGGAAACAGAGGCUUACCGGUCUUCGAUGGUCCCAACAAUAGCAGAAUGGCUCACAUCAUAUGCCACGAUGGCCAGUUCCCAGAAAUGGCGCACGAAUGUGCCUACAAAGGAGCCGAAGUCAUGCUUCGAACAGCUGGCUACACAAGUCCCAUCAAGAACUCAUGGGAGAUCACGAAUCGAUCGAACGCCUUCUGUAACCUUAUGUGGACUUGUUCCGUGGCGUUAGCUGGCAGCGAUGGCACUUUCAACUCCAUGGGUGAGGCUAUGUUCUGUAAUCCGGAGGGUGAGAUAGUCCGGCAAGGCAAUGGCACCGCGGACGAGAUCUUUGCUUGCGAGAUACGCAAAGGCGAUGCACUGGAAAAGCGACAGAACUGGGGAGUAGAGAACAACAUCUACCAGUUCGGUCAUCGUGGCUAUAGUGCUGUAGCGGGCGGUGCGACAGACUGUCCGUAUACAUACAUGGAAGACCUGGUGAAUGGGAAGUACAAGCAGGACGGUGAAGAGAACGUCAAAAUUACUGACGGAACGAGCUGCGGACUACCAAAACCUACUGACCACUACACCGUAAAUUAA